Anneissia japonica is the source of this 498-nucleotide messenger RNA. RefSeq names its product epidermal growth factor-like protein 7. The transcript is spliced from 6 exons. Gene Ontology annotation, molecular function: protein binding. The record is from RefSeq and is a predicted model, not a curated record. Lineage: Eukaryota; Metazoa; Echinodermata; Crinoidea; Comatulida; Comatulidae. The coding region runs from base 76 to 498 and encodes 140 amino acids.
CCAAGACUGUAAACUUCUGUGUCUUGUUCAGCAUACAACUAUAACACCGUGGUGGAGUUCUUCCUGGAAAAGAAAAUGGCACUGCAUCAUCUAGUUCUGGUUGUAUUCGUCGGUAUACUUCUGAUUUUAAAACCAGUCUAUACUUUGAAUGCAAAUGGACGGAACGUUUGCUCAUCUUUAAGAAGUUCAACAGAAUCGUACGUCGGUAGCAGUUCCUACAAGUCAUCGUACACAAAAGCAUGUGGGUUGUUCGGUUGGGAUAGGUGUACUCACUACCGCACAAAAUAUAGAGGUGCCACAAGAUACCGAGCAAGAUACAGAAGAGUAUAUAUGUGUUGCCUCGGUUGGGCACAAGCGUCCCCUGGAAGCAAUGAUUGCAAUGUCCCUUUAUGUCCACCCCGAUGUGUCCACGGAACCUGCGUAGCUCCAAAUCGGUGUAAUUGUUAUGAGGGUUUUCAUGGAAGUACAUGUGAAACUUUUCUUCUCUUUUGUCCGUGA